AUGCUCAAUGAAACUCAUAAACUUGUUUUUAAUUUUUUAUUCCACAGAUUUAUUGAGGACAGGUACAAAUACAUGUGUGAAGUUGCCCAAUCCAGAGCAAUACUUUCUCUAGGAAUUUCCUGUUUUAAGUUGAAGAAGUUAAAGCCCCACAAGGAGACAAAACACAAGGAGUCAGAUGAGAUACUUAAUGUCAAAGUCAACACUUUUAAUAUUGUUGUUCUUUGUUUGGAAAAUUUUAUUGUGGAACCAGCUUCGUUAAAGUUUUUGGUUGAGCAUGGAUUUGAUUUUAACAAACAGUAUUCCAGAGGAGUGCCCUACAGAAGAGGAGACGAUCAGGUGAGUGUGUAUUUUCCUCAGAAGGUUGGAAAGAAAUUUAAAAGUGCAACAAUAACACACCUUACUUGCAUAUCCUGAUUCCCUAUUAAUUAUGCCAUCUUAGUAUGUGUGUGUGUGUGUUGGGGGGGUGGGGGGGGGGGGGGCAAGAUGCAUCUGGCCUGAAUUUAGAAUUUAGAAACCUGUGUGUAUUCUGACUGUCAGUAUUUUACUGUUCUAUUAUUUUUCACUUGUUUUCAUUGGUUCAAUUUUAUCUUUGUUUCAUUUGUGGCUUUUUUAUUUAUUCUUUUGUCACUGUUUUAACCCAUUGACGCCCAGGACUUUUUAUGUUUUCGAGUGAUUUUCUACAUACACACAAUCCAAAUGAUUUUGUGACUCCGAAUUUGGGGCUACCAUAGAAAGUGGUACUAUCCUAAAACAUAGAAGGCUUGAGUUUUCUGACCGUGUCAUUAUGACGUAGUCAUUUUGCCUCGUUGAGCUAAAAUAAUGGCUCUAGUAUAUGGUUUGUAUGCAAUUUUUGGUAAGGGUACAGUCAAUUUCAUCUUUAGAGGCUGCCUGAUAAACAUCAUUAAGCAUGACGGCAGUGAAGAGUCCACUUUCUCAAAGAAGCAAGUAAGGUGAUGUACUUUGUUUGCAAAUUUGGCUUGUUCCUCGUGGAACUGGAAAAAUGGCCCCCCGAAUUGAAGUUGCUAUGGGACUUAACUACUGAUGAAUUUCUUGACCUGCUACUGCAUAUUUUGGAACUUACAACCACUGGAAAUCGCAGCAAUUGCGAAUUUCUUUGGUAGGUCAGAGUGGCUGUGGACUUAGUAUAAACAUGAAAAAAGUGGAGGAACGAACGAACCCUGUCAAAAAUUCGGGCUAUUUCCCAGCAUGCAAUGCAGUCGUAAUGUUAAAAAUGGAGGCAAGGCCAGGAUGCACUAGAACAAAAGGUUGUAGCUCAGCCUUGGAAAUGACUAAGAACCAAAAAAGGCACUUCUAAUCUAAGACAAGGACUGAAUUUUACUGUGAAUGUUGACUUUUGGUUUUGCAAUGAUGAUUUAUGUAAAAGAAGCCAAAGGUAAAAAACAUGAUUUUUGUCGUUUUUCUAUGACGUGAAAAUGGUCAUUUUUGUUCUUGUCCAAAAUCAAAAGGUGAUAUUAUGCAAAAAAGCUGGCUUUUUGGCAUUUAUUUGAUAUCCCAAUUUGAAGGACAUUCUACUCAAUGCUCAGAACUGACAGUUAAGGCAAUGUUUGCCCAAUUGAGAAAGCUGCAAAUGUCUUAAAGCAGCCUUGUAGUCUUAUAGCCUUGUAGGGUCAGUUGGCUGUCAGUGGGUUAAAGCAAUCUUUACCCUAACAGGGCCUCAGUAAUAUUAUUGCUCAUGGCCAAGCCUUUAGUUAAAUAAUAAUUAUGGCAUCUUUAAUAUUAAAUUAAUUUUCUUUGAUGUAUAACCAAAUUUCAUGAUCAUGUGAAAAAUGCGCACACCCUCAGUUUUGUUGGCAAAUGUGUUUUGUAAACCUGUUAGAGUGUCAAACAAAAUUAAUUAGAAUUACUGUGGUUUCCCUUCAAUCACUUCUUCAAAGCGGUCUGCACAUACAUGUAACUUUUACCUUAUUUUUUUACAUAAUCUGCUAUGCAUACAAAUGAAGUGGCCUGGAAAAAUCCAUUUGUGCAUUAUGCACCUGCUAGUACGGCUUGUCAUUAUUAACAUUGUAGAGCCGGGAGAGUUGAAAAAACUGACCCCCACUCCGCGGACUACCCACUGACCCCACUCCGCGGACUACUCUACGGACUACUCCGCGGACUACUCUACGGACUAGUCCGCGGACUACCAUGCGGACUACCCUAACUAAUCAACCAAAUUUACUUUCACGGAGAAAAGAGUUAGAAGAAGCGUACCUGCCUACAAGAUCACACUUGAUAAACAGCCGCCAUCUUGAUUUUCGCCAUUUUACUCGACCCAGCUCUCCUUUAGCCUCGCCCCAGUCUUCAUCGGCCACAAGUCAGAGCACGCCGUUCAGCCAAUCGAUGACCACUAUUGGCGCUGGUAACAGUUUUUGUUAUAUUCAGCUUAAAAAUGUUUUUAAGAACUUACUUAUAGCCGUGCUUGGAAGUCACCAUAUUUUUGGAUUCACCUGGCCCACAAGGCCCUUGGAGACGUAUUCUCCUACGUAGGGCACGCAGUCGUUAUUUGGAUCGUCACGCGAGGUUUGGAGAGAAGCGUUGCGUGACGAUCCAAGAAUGGAAGCUGCAAUGGACGUAGCAAUGAAGAAGAAGGGCUGGGUCGAGUAAAAUGGCGAAAAUCAAGAUGGCGGCUGUUUAUCAAGUGUGAUCUUGUAGGCAGGUACGCUUCUUCUAACUCUUUUCUCCGUGAAAGUAAAUUUGGUUGAUUAGUUAGGGUAGUCCGCAUGGUAGUCCGCGGACUAGUCCGUAGAGUAGUCCGCGGAGUGGGGGUCAGUUUUUUCAACUCUCCCUUGUAGAGCCUUUGGUGUUUAUGAAUAGAUACAAAACAUUUUUGUGUUUGUCUUGUUUAGAAUGUCAACAAUAUGUCAGAACAUUCUCUGAGAAAUCUUUUCAGUGAACUUGUCAUGGCAAAUAAGCCACUUGUUCUGCACAAUGGAUUCUUAGACCUAGUGUUCCUUUAUGAGAAUUUCUACUGCAAAGUGCCAGACAAACUGCAGGUGUUUACUGCUGAUGUGUCCGACAUGUUUCCAGCUGGAAUAUUUGACACCAAAUAUGUAUCUGAGUACAGUAUCCGAGAAUCAGCUUCAUAUCUGCUUUAUCUCUUUAAAAAGUGGUAGGUAUAUGUAUUUAAUAAUAAUAUUUUUUGAUUUUAUCUAUACUGUUUUUGUCUUUUGUGUUUUUGACGUAACUGAGAAUCUUUUGCAGUACCAUAUAUCUUUUCUUUUUGCUUUGUAGUCAGCGAUGUAAUGAGCGCAGCCAAAAGCGUGAGGAAAAACACGUGUGCUUGAAGUUUCCUGAAGAAGCCUCACUUUUAUGUUUUACUGAAGAAUUGUUCUGUGGCGCGCGUGAUGAAACUGAGGCUGUUCCUAAUGUUGUCACUGUCUGUGAGAAGUUUGCAGUAAGUUUAUCAUAGAAUACUUUUCAAGUGAUUGUUGUCAUCAACCUAUUUUUGAAAAAAUUGUUUUGGCCUAAACAAGAUGCAAGAACAAUGUAUCAAAUGCCCAUCAGAUCUUGACAAGAAUACUUGUUGUAGGAAAAUACUUUUGUGUAGGCAAGUCACAAUUGGCCUUGGUGAAUGUGUUUCUUUGAUUUCGCGAGAAAUUGUUAGAGUGUUUGUAGCUAUGCAGUCACACUUUGUGUCAAAAAGCAUAAAACAACUGCCAAAAAUCACUUUCAGGACUUGAUAGCCUUAAAUACAGUCACAAUGUACAUCCUGGACUUGAAAAAGACUGCUAAUUUGAACUGUUGGACAUAUUUUCUAAGAUGCUGUUUUGCAUUAGUCUGAAAUGCCGGUCCUCUCUUCACCCCACCCCCCACCCCCCAACGGGUGGCCAAUCUCCCUUGUCUGGUAACCCAUUUGGGGGGUGGGGGGGGGUGGGGUUACAUGAAGAUAUGGCUGAAAUUUAACACUACCGGUAGUUUGGAAUAAGCAUCUGUUCAGCUUCCGUUUAGGGCUCAAAGCAGUCGUAUUUUAUGACUGAAAUAGUACUAAUGUUCAGGCUUUUCAGGAAUUUCAGGCUUCUAUUUCCUACUUGAGCAAUAAACGCUUAUCAACGUAAGCUGUUUAUGUAGAGUAUUGCUGUUUCAGUGAAAGGGUUAAAGGAAGUGCUUCUUUAUGAUUCUCCACAGGCUCAUGGAUUUUGUCCUCGAGAGAAAAGCUGCCCCUUUUCACAUGAUGUUGAUGAUGUUUUGGAUCGAGAAUGGAAAGCAAGAGAAUCAAAGAGACAAAAAAGGAAAAGGAAACAAAAAAGCUCAGGUAAUGGAUGUGUGCGUGCAUGUGUGUUUGCAUAACAGUCCCUUCUCUGUUAACAUGAAACACAAAGUAAAAAAAGAUAUGCACAUAAAGAGAUAACUUCAUAUGAGUAUGGAUCCAAAAACUAAAAAUAUGGUGACUUUUCCAGCACUAGACCUUCAUCAGUUCGUUUGUCUUAGCCUUUUACAGAGCAAAUGUACUUUAUCAACCUAGUUUUCGUGUUUUUCUUUGGUUUUGACAAAUUCCCAGAAUAAUCUUUUCAAAUAUUGUAGUUUAAUCGACUGAUGGGCGAUUUCUUAUCAAAUCCAAUCAAUAGAAAGUGUUUACAGUCUAACCCUAUGUAAUAGUCUUUUUUAAUAUAUGAAUUUAUUUUCACACAGGCAAUAAUGAAAAUGACAUACAAACGGCCUGCAAUAACAGUGUGAUGGCAGAGGAUAAAUCUGAGCAUUCACUCACUUGUGAUAGGCAGGAAGGUUGCAUGACGUCAUCGCUAUAUGGCAACUUGAAUCAAUCCAUCAAAAAGACUCGUAACUGCGGACACAGGGCGGGAUUUGAUGCUUUUAUGACAGGCUAUUGUAUGGCGACAUAUCUUCUUCAACUUGGCAAGAAAAAUGACGAAAAUGAACUUAGCCUCUCCUCCCUGGGGGAAAUUGCAAACAAAUUGAGCCUCGCAAAGAAGGACGUCCCUCUGCAGAUUGCGCGGAGUCAUUUUUCCAAGCCUUCACCAUCACACACAGAAAAACUAAAACGACUUAGAGAAAAUUGCGCUUCACAAAGUCUGGACCAGUAA
Porites evermanni is the source of this 5039-nucleotide messenger RNA. The record is from the annotation of a GenBank genome assembly. Lineage: Eukaryota; Metazoa; Cnidaria; Anthozoa; Scleractinia; Poritidae.